GCGGCUGCGGAGCUGAGUGCUCGGGUUGUGCGCUGGGGACGGUAGUGACACGCUGAGCCGUCCGCGGUCCGUCCCGCAGCCGAGCAGGGAACGCCAGCCUCCCGCAGCUCCGGGAAGACUUCCGAGAAAGGGGCAGGUCGGCGCAGCGGGGUGGCCGCAGCCUCCCUCCCCCUCCGGCGCGCCCCAUCCAUCCGGAGCCCAGCGACUCAGCCCAGCUCUGCUCGGCCGCCGAGGUUAUGGACUCGGAGGAUGAUCCCCUGCUGCAGGAUGUGUGGCUAGAGGAGGAGGAAGAGGAGGCAUCGAGUGAGGCCUGUGGGGGACCCCAGAAGCCCGGGCCACAACCUGGGGCAGGGAGUCAGUGUUGUUGGCGGCAUUGGACUUUGCCUUCCCGGCCCCCGUCCUCGGGGUUCUGGAGCACACUGGGUUGGGCCUUCACCAACCCUUGCUGCGCGGGGCUGGUGCUCUUCCUGGGUUGCAGCAUCCCCAUGGCCCUGUCGGCCUUCAUGUUCCUUUACUACCCGCCGCUGGACAUCGACAUCUCCUACAACGCCUUCGAAAUCCGCAACCACGAGGCCUCGCAGCGCUUUGAUGCUCUUGCCUUGGCGCUCAAGUCCCAGUUUGGAUCGUGGGGUCGCAACCGGCGCGACCUGGCCGACUUCACCUCCGAGACGCUGCAGCGCCUCAUCUCGGAGCAGCUGCAGCAGCUGCACCUCGGGAACCGCUCGCGAUCCGCCUCCCGAGCCCCACGCACCGCCCCGGCGGCCGCUUGGACCGCCUCCUCUACCCAGAAACCAGCAGCCAAUCGCAGCGGGCGUCUUCGGCGCGAGGCCCCGCCUCUGCCAGACGUGACAGCCAACCAGGAUAGACUACGUAAUCAGCCGGUAGAGGAAACUAGGCGGCGCCUAGCUAGCGCUCCUCCCCCCGUGGCCACCACAGCCAAUCAGAGCCGUCCCCGCCGGGGCGCCUCGCGCUGGGACUACUCGCGCGCCUAUGUGAAUGCCAACACACAGACGCAUGCCCACUGGCGCAUCGAGCUCAUCUUCCUGGCACGCGGUGAUGCAGAGCGCAACAUCUUCACCAGUGAGCGGCUUGUCACGAUCCACGAAAUUGAACGCAAGAUCAUGGACCACCCAGGCUUCCGGGAGUUCUGCUGGAAGCCCCACGAGGUGCUCAAAGACCUGCCACUGGGUUCCUAUUCCUAUUGCUCUCCACCCAGCUCUCUCAUGACCUACUUCUUCCCCACCGAGAGGGGCGGCAAAAUCUACUAUGAUGGCAUGGGCCAGGAUCUAGCCGACAUCCGGGGCUCCCUAGAGUUGGCCAUGACGCAUCCUGAGUUCUACUGGUACGUAGACGAGGGCCUCUCCGCGGACAAUCUGAAGAGCUCCCUCCUGCGCAGUGAGAUCCUGUUCGGAGCACCGCUGCCUAACUACUACUCGGUAGAUGACCGCUGGGAAGAGCAGCGGGCCAAGUUUCAGAGCUUCGUGGUCACCUAUGUAGCCAUGCUGGCCAAGCAGUCUACUAGCAAAGUCCAGGUCCUCUACGGGGGAACGGACCUCUUCGACUAUGAGGUGCGCAGGACCUUCAACAACGACAUGCUUCUGGCCGUCAUCAGCAGCAGCUGCAUCGCCGCCCUCGUGUACAUCCUCACCUCCUGCUCGGUGUUCCUGUCCUUCUUCGGGAUCGCCAGCAUCGGCCUCAGCUGUCUCGUGGCGCUCUUCCUCUAUCACGUGGUCUUUGGCAUCCAGUACUUGGGCAUCCUCAAUGGGGUGGCCGCCUUUGUGAUCGUGGGCAUUGGUGUGGACGAUGUCUUUGUGUUCAUCAACACUUACCGCCAGGCCACCCACCUGGAAGACCCACAGCUGCGGAUGAUCCACACCAUCCAGACCGCAGGCAAGGCCACCUUCUUCACCUCGCUGACCACAGCCGCCGCCUACGCGGCGAACGUCUUCUCCCAGAUCCCGGCUGUGCAUGACUUCGGGCUGUUCAUGUCUCUCAUCGUGACCUGCUGCUGGCUGGCUGUGCUGUUCACCAUGCCUGCAGCCCUGGGCCUCUGGAGCCUCUACAUGGCACCGCUGGAGAGCUCCUGCCAGAGCAGCUGCCACCAGAAGUGCAGCCGCAAGAACUCCUUGCACUUCCCUGGGGACCUGUUUGCAGAUCCUGAGCGGGCUGGGGGCAGCCCUGCCCAGGGCCCCUUACCCUACCUGGACGAUGACAUCCCCUUGCUGAACGUGGAAGAGGAGCCAGUGUCGCUGGAGCUGGGAGAUGUGUCGCUGGUAUCCGUACCGCCCCAGGGCCUGCAGCCUGGUCCAGACAGGGGCAGCCGGGGCCAGCUUCUCGCGCAGCUCCAAGAGCUGCUGCACCACUGGGUGCUGUGGGCUGCCGUCAAGAGCCGCUGGGUGAUUGUGGGGCUCUUCGCCUCCACCCUCGUCCUGUCCUUGGUGUUCGCCAGCCGGCUCCGCCCUGCCAGCCGGGCCCCGCUGCUCUUCCGACCCGAUACCAACAUCCAGGUGCUGCUGGACCUCAAGUACAACCUGAGCGCCGAGGGCAUAUCCUGCAUCACCUGCUCAGGUUUGUUCCAGGAGAAGCCUCACAGCCUGCAGAACAACGUCCGGACAUCCUUGGAGAAGAAGAAGCGAGGCUCAGGGACCCCCUGGGCCAGCCGGCCUGAGGCCAUCCCGCAGGACUCCGCGGGCACUGUGUACAUCUCCAAAGUGAAGAGCAAAGGCCGCCCCACUGUCUACCGGCUCUCCCUCAAUGCCAGCCUGCCGGCCCCCUGGCAGGCCGUGUCUGCCGGGGAUGGAGAGGUGCCCUCCUUCCAGGUGUAUAGAGCGCCUUUUGGUGACUUCACCAAGAAGCUGACCGCUUGUAUGUCUACAGUAGGGCUGCUCCAGGCGGCGAGCCCCUCCCGCAAGUGGAUGGUGACGGCCUUGGCCUGCGACGCCAAGCGGGGCUGGAAGUUUGACUUCAGCUUUUACGUGGCCCCCAAGGAGCAGCAGCACACGCGGAAGCUGUACUUCGCUCAGUCCCACAGGCCCCCUUUCCACGGGCGUGUGUGUGUGGCACCUCCGGGCUGCCUUCUCAGCUCUAGCCCUGAUGGGCCCACCAAAGGCUUCUUCUAUGUGCCUAGUGACAAAGUGCCCAAGGCCCGCCUCUCAGCCACCUUUGGCUUCAACCCCUGCGUGAACACGGGCUGCGGCAAGCCAGCAGUGCGGCCGCUGGUGGACACAGGGGCCAUGGUCUUCGUGGUCUUUGGCAUCAUUGGCAUCAACCGCACCCAGCAGGUGGACAACCACGUCCUCGGAGACCCGGGCAGCGUCAUCUAUGAUAGCAGCUUUGACCUCUUCAAAGAAAUCGGUCACCUGUGUCACCUUUGCAAGGCCAUCGCGGGCAACUCGGAGCUGGUGAAGCCAGGCGGCGCCCAGUGUUUACCCUCAGGCUACAGCAUCUCCUCCUUCCUGCAGAUGCUGCACCCAGAGUGCAAGGAGCUGCCCGAGCCCAACCUGCUGCCAGGGCAGCUGUCCCACGGGGCGGUGGGCGUCAAGGAGGGCCGUGUGCAGUGGAUCUCCAUGGCCUUCGAGUCGACCACAUACAAGGGCAAGUCCUCCUUCCAGACCUACUCAGACUACCUGCGCUGGGAAAGCUUCCUGCGGCAGCAGCUACAAACGUUCCCUGAAGGCUCGGCCCUGCGCCGCGGCUUCCAGACUUGCGAGCACUGGAAACAGAUCUUCAUGGAGAUCAUAGGGGUGCAGAGCGCCCUCUAUGGACUGGUCCUCUCCCUGCUCAUCUGUGUUGCCGCGGUGGCUGUGUUUACCACCCAUGUCCUGCUCCUGCUGCCCGUGCUCCUGAGCAUCCUGGGCAUCGUCUGUCUUGUGGUGACCAUCAUGUAUUGGAGUGGCUGGGAGAUGGGUGCUGUGGAGGCCAUCUCCCUGUCCAUCCUGGUCGGCUCCUCUGUGGAUUACUGCGUCCACCUCGUGGAGGGCUACUUGCUGGCGGGGGAGAACCUCCCACCUCAGCAGGCCGAGGACGCCCACUCUCAGCGCCAGUGGAGGACCCUGGAGGCCGUGCGGCACGUGGGUGUGGCCAUCGUGUCCAGCGCCCUCACUACUGUCGUCGCCACCGUGCCCCUCUUCUUCUGCAUCAUCGCCCCGUUCGCCAAGUUUGGCAAAAUCGUGGCACUCAACACAGGUGUGUCCAUCCUCUACACACUCACCGUCAGCACCGCUCUGCUGGGCAUCAUGGCCCCCGGCUCCUUCACCCGGACCAGGACUUCCUUCCUCAAGGCCCUGGGCGUCGUGUUGCUAGCAGGGGCUCUGGGGCUGGGCACCUGCCUCGUGCUUCUGCGUAGUGGCUACAAGAUCCCCCUGCCCAGCGGGGCGGCCCUAUAGUCCUGUGUCUGGGUCCCAACUUCCGCACCUUAGCUCAGCAGGUGGAGACUAGCCAUUCUGUGACCCAGCCCGGCUCCGGCUGGCUCAGCUCACAGGCACCGUCAUGCUGUGUGGACCCCACGGCCUCCCAUCACAGCUCAAGCAGGAUGUGUCUGGGCUGCAGCCCUUCACUGGGCCCUUGCCUGGCACGAGUGAAAGGGACCAGCCCUCCUCCCAUACCACAGGGGCACAUGAUUUCCUAGCAAGUGUGUUCUCACUGCCUCAGUGCUCAAAACCCGCCGGGGUGGGUGUUUUGGGAUCCCACUCUACAGAUAUGGAAACUGAGGCACCAGAAGGCAGAGACUACCCUGGGAUGGGUCAGGGAGGAGCCAGGGCUGCCUUGGAGCACAGGCCUCCCUGAGGCCUUUGCAGGAAGAGCACAGUGCAUUCAGGGUGGGGGAUCUCACACCCCAUCUUCCUCUCCCCCAGCUUUAAGCAACCAGUGCUGGGUGACCUGUUGUCCUUCCCAGACCGUUGUCCAAGUCAUUAAGGACAGAGGGACCUGCCUGGGGUUGUGCAUGUCUUAUCCCCAGCCCCAGCCUCCAGGGAUCCUCAGAGACCCCUCCUGAGGGCUAGGGACCCAGUGCAAAUGUCCUUCCAUACCUGCGCCCCAUGUCCCUUGCCUGAUUCCGAGGGUGGAUGACUUGGGGGGCUGCCCGUUUGGGGAGGAGCUGGCCAUGCCUGCCGCCUGCUCACGGCAGAUGUUUGCUAUUAAAGUGAAAUGUAACUGCAGACCGCCGCCAUUAAC
Molecule: messenger RNA, 5172 nt
Organism: Jaculus jaculus (lesser Egyptian jerboa)
Lineage: Eukaryota; Metazoa; Chordata; Mammalia; Rodentia; Dipodidae
Gene: Disp3
Product: dispatched RND transporter family member 3
Exons: 21
Coding region: 237-4385 (1382 amino acids)
Cellular component (GO): membrane
Source: RefSeq, a predicted model, not a curated record